This is a messenger RNA of Pteronotus mesoamericanus, 6086 nucleotides long. RefSeq names its product SH3 domain containing GRB2 like, endophilin B1 (gene SH3GLB1). Bases 337 to 1434 code for a protein of 365 amino acids. Gene Ontology annotation, cellular component: cytoplasm; membrane. The record is from RefSeq and is a predicted model, not a curated record. Gene Ontology annotation, molecular function: protein binding. NCBI's taxonomy places the organism in Eukaryota, Metazoa, Chordata, Mammalia, Chiroptera, Mormoopidae. Gene Ontology annotation, biological process: membrane organization. The transcript is spliced from 9 exons.
GAUCCCGACACAGAGGGCCAGAUCACCAAUCCUUGCUUUUUCUGCUUGCCAUCUGAGGCCAACGCCAACGUUAGCGGCCGCACUCCGGACCGGAUAGGCCCUGCGUUUCGACCGUGGCCACCCAGGCGCGUGGCCCGCUAAGAGGCGCUGGUUCUUCCCUCGCCCCACCCUCUUUCUCCCCUUGACGGAAACAACAGCUGCGGCAACGGGGCUGGCGCCGCCUCCCUCCACCUACCACGUCUACCCCCGCCAGUCCCGCCCGGCGCCUCAACCCGGCCCUGGCGCCUCCGCCUACCCGCUAGGUCAGCCGGCAGCUCCGCCUGGCUGCCGCCCAGGAUGAACAUUAUGGACUUCAAUGUGAAGAAGUUGGCGGCCGACGCGGGCACUUUCCUCAGUCGUGCCGUGCAGUUCACGGAGGAAAAGCUUGGCCAGGCAGAGAAGACAGAAUUGGAUGCUCACUUAGAGAACCUCCUUAGCAAAGCUGAAUGUACCAAAAUAUGGACAGAAAAAAUACUGAAACAAACUGAAGUGUUAUUGCAGCCAAAUCCAAAUGCCAGGAUAGAAGAAUUUGUUUAUGAGAAACUGGAUAGAAAAGCUCCAAGUCGUAUAAACAACCCAGAACUUUUGGGACAAUAUAUGAUUGAUGCAGGGACUGAAUUUGGCCCAGGAACAGCUUAUGGUAAUGCUCUUAUUAAAUGUGGAGAAACACAAAAACGAAUUGGAACUGCAGACAGAGAGCUGAUUCAAACAUCAGCUUUAAACUUUCUCACUCCUUUAAGAAACUUUAUAGAAGGAGAUUACAAAACAAUCGCUAAAGAAAGGAAACUAUUACAAAAUAAGAGACUGGAUUUGGAUGCUGCAAAAACCAGAUUAAAAAAGGCAAAAGCUGCAGAAACUAGAGCUUCAUCUGAACAGGAAUUAAGAAUAACUCAAAGUGAAUUUGAUCGUCAGGCAGAGAUUACCAGACUUCUGCUAGAGGGAAUCAGCAGUACACACGCCCAUCACCUCCGCUGUCUGAAUGACUUCGUAGAAGCCCAGAUGACUUACUAUGCACAGUGUUACCAGUACAUGUUAGACCUCCAGAAACAACUGGGAAGUUUCCCUUCCAAUUAUCAUUGUAACAACAAUCAGACUCCUGUGGCACCUGUACCAUCUGCUUCAUCAAAUGUGAUUGGGUCUUCUGCCUUGACUUCAACAAGUGGCCUAGUAAUGACCUCUCCUUCCAACCUUAUUGACCUUAAGGAGGGCAGUGGCAGCAGGAAGGCCAGGGUUCUGUAUGAUUAUGAUGCUGCAAACAGUAGUGAACUAUCACUUCUGGCAGAUGAGGUGAUCACUGUGUUCAGUGUUGCCGGGAUGGAUUCAGACUGGCUGAUGGGGGAAAGGGGGAAUCAGAAGGGCAGGGUGCCAAUAACCUACUUAGAGCUGCUCAAUUAAGUAGGUGGACUGUGGAAAGGUUAUCCAUCAUGACACCAUAUUUAUAUACAAUUAACUCUAAAUAAAACAGGUUUAGUAUCUUCCAUGUUAAUGUCUUAAAAGACUGAAAAGAGAAUACCAGCCAUCAGAAACCAACUUUCUGCCAAUAAACUUGCAUGGUAACUAUUUCAUUACAGAAUUUGUGUUAGAGCUUUUGUGCCAAGAAUGUUUUCUUACAAAAUUCUCUUUCUACUGAGGUUUCACUAAUAAGCAGCUUCUACUUUUGAGCCCCAACUUAAAGCAGAACUGUUUUCUACUGAAUUUUUCAUUAAUGGCAAGCUUUUUCUUUUAUGUAAAAUAAAUUUAUUGUGAAUUGAUAUCAGUGACUCAUUUAUUAGGUAUAGCCAAAGAAUAAAAUUAAAACUUGUUUUUAACUGUUCAUUUCAAAAGACAUCUAAGAUAUAAACCUCUUUUAUGAAGACUAUGUUUCUGAAUGUUUCCAAGAACAGAAAUCCAAUUAUACCAUGUUUACCUUGUUUUCCAACAGAAACUGAAUGAUUUCAGUACCGUAUUUUGAUGGGUUAUUGGGGGUUUUUUUGUUUAUUUUAUUAAGCACUACUGAAUGAUUUCUUUUAAACUUAAGAACAACUAGUCUUUCAAAAGCGUUACCAUACUUCUGUGGUAUAUUUGCAGUCAAGAUUGUAAAACAAGUUUAGUUCUAAGCAAUGUUUUAAGAUUGUUCAAUUCGCGCAAUUUAAUACAUGAGUAGAACUGGACUCAUUUAAGAACAUUCUGCAGUAAAGAGAAUUUUUUCUUAUUGAAUAACACAUCUUUAUAAAAAUACAGAGUAGUGCAACUCCAUUCAUCAUAGAGUAAAUUGCACACAAUCCACUUUUGGUUACUCAGAGCCUACUAAAAAAAUAUUGAAAAUUUAUUAAUAAACUUAGGUUAUCUUGAUCAGGAUCUUUAGUUUUGAAAUAUACACAAGUAAAAUGUCUAGCGACACACUCUGAGUCAGAAAACUGUUGUUUGGACCAUUGCUAUAAAUGAACAGAUUGUUUCCAUGUUAGGACUUCUGCUAUCAUUCUUAUUCAUUCAUAAAUACUUCUUGAGGUCCAGGUACCAUGUUGAUCAACAGGGGACACUACCCUGAACAAGCUGUAGAACUAGUGUUAAUGACAGGAUAGAGGAAAUAUAGGGGGCUGUGUUUGGGAGCUUUGGGAGUCACCUAAUUCAGAUUUGAUGAGUGGGAGCUAGUUUGGAGAAGAAAUGUUUUAGAGGGAAAAAAGAUGUGCCAGGCCUAGAGCCAAAAGAGUAUCACAUUCUGGCAACUAAAAAUAUUUUGUUCAGUCAGACUUACUACACAUGAAGUACAAAGAUGUAGCUCAUGUCUUGAGGGAAUGUUAAUGUAGCAAAAUGAUAAAUACUUAACAAAAGAAUAUUUGAAUAUGGUGUUUAACAGUUCCUAACAAGAGCUUGGUAAACAUAUUGAUAGUUUAGGUCACAGUCCAAAUUUUAACAGUAGUUUUUACCCGUUUACUUUGGUGCUAUGAGACAAAUUCCUCUGUGAUAUUAUAGUUGUCUAAGAGACUCUGAUUAGCACCGGGAAUUGCCGUACUCUUAACCCCAAAGUCUGCUGAAGCUGGCUAAUUAGCUAUUAACCAAGUGAGCAAGGCUUUUUUUCCAUAGAAGGGAAAUUCUACAGACAGCCUAGCUGUCUAUUAUGCUAUGUAAGCCCAGAUAUACAUACAUAUAUCAUUAUACCAACUUAAAAAGCAACUAUAAAUUAGUUUUAUAGGAGGUAGAGUAGUAAAGGGGAAAGUAUGGACCCUGGAAUCGAAUGGGCCUGGAUUCAGAUCCAGUCUUCAUACCGUGCUCAUUGACCUUUGGUUCAAAUCAUGUGUAAACUGCAAUUUCCUUAUUAGUUAAAUGUGGAUAAUUAUGCCACCUUAAUAUUAUUAUCUUACAUGCUAGGCAAUUUUUAGGGAGAGCUUUGGCACAUAGUAGACACACUCCCUAAGUACCAGUCUCCCUUUAUUCACCCUCACAGCUUCCUGGCCAACAAGGUUAGGCCUCCUUUAUGACGGCGCCCGAGACUCCUCUUUCACACACGUGAUCUGAUCUCUUCUACCCCGUCCUCCGCCAUCUUUAAAUCAGACUCAGAUCCAGUUUAACCUCACCACAGUCAGUGGGAGUUUUUAUCAGAACCUUUUGCUUCCCAGUAAAUGAAUAUUGACUAUAGGAACCCAGUAACGUACAUUAGCCUUCAAUAAUAUUAAGGUUCAAAGGCUUCUUGUGCCUUUGUCUAUCACAAAUCUACCACAACACGUGGACUUGCUCUUCUGUUUAUUGGUUUAUAUUUUAAUGGGGUUGUGUGUGAUUCAUUGUUUCGGGGGGGAGGAGAAAGGGGGGCUUGGUUGGUUUUAUUUUGGUUUGGGCUUAUUUUAUAAAGUCAUAGGUUUAAUUUUUACUCAGGUAAAGACCUAAAAAUGUUCUUAGGCAUGGAAGAAAAGCUUGGAAAGACUAUUAAUUCAUGGUGCAAUUUAGAAUUAUUUAAAUAAACUCUGUGCCUCUGAGCUUGGGUAUAGUAUAUGCAUUUGAAAAAUAUACAUGUGAAUAAAAUAAACUUGGAAAUAAUUGUAGGCUCUUUUACAAACAAAAAUAAGUGAUUGAAUUGUCUCUACUUUUGUUCUCUAAGUAAUCUAACCUAAAAGGCCAUGGUGUUAAAUAGUUUUUUUAUGGUGCUAAUUAAAAUAAUUCAUAUUUUAGGAGAUUAGGUCCCAAAAAUGGGAAUGUGCCUCACUCUGGAUAACACGAGAAAUAAGAAACCUGAAUCCAGUGGGUUAGAAUCCACUCUCAUAGUUGCUAUUACCCUUCACCAGAACAAACGAACAGAACAUGAAUGCAAGAGCUGGUGCUGGGAGGACAUUCCUGAGAUAAACUAGGGAAGGAGACGGAGUGCAGGACAAGAAGCAACAGCUUUGUUUACUUAGGCUCAGCUUAACUCCAUGCUUUGUUGACAGGGUUCCUCAAAAAUCUCUACUGUGCCUCCCAAAUGCCUGAAAUUUUUAAACAUGUUACCAGGGUGAGGAGCCAUCAUAGAUGGGUGGCUUUGCAAUUUGACCUACAGCUGGCUUUGUCUCAAUCCCUUCUCCAGAUGAAUAAGUAGCUCUUAACCUCAUGAGACUCAAAAGGGGAGGAGGGACUUUCAAGAGCACAGCUGCCCUUUCUCCCACAUUGCCCUAAUUAAAGGCCACUCAGUAGGGCAGUGGUUCUCAGUGUGAGACCCCAAGGCAGGCAAUGUCAGCAUCACCUAGGAACUUGUUAACAGUGCUAAUUCAUGGUUCCAAGUACUUUUUCUACCUUUAUUUGUGCUGAUAUUUUUGUCUUCAAGAGGCUGUAGAACUAGUCUUAGUUCUUCACGCAACACUUUUUUUAAUCACCUAAGGACACUUUUUCCUUUUCUUUUUUUUUUUUAGAGAAAGGGAGGGGGAGAGAGAACAUCGAUGUGUUGCCUCUCACAAGCUCCCCCACUGGGGAUCAAACCCACAACCUUUUGGUACAUGGGGUGACCGUCUGACCAACUUAGCCAUACUGGCCAGGGCACAUUUUUAAGAUUCUAAGACAAAAGCUGUCUUGACUGUGUUCUAGCACUAAUCAAAAUUUUAAUUAUAUAGUUAGUUUAUAAUUUAUUUCUUUAGUAUAUAUCAAUCACUUCAGAAUGUAGACUCCCUGAGAUAGAGGCCAUAAUUCUUUUGGUCACAGUUUUAGCACAAGACCUAGCACAUAGUAUAUACUCAAUAAAUAUUUGUCAAACAAAAGAAAAAAAAUGGAAUUGCUAAGCUUUAUCCAAGAUCUGAAUCAAACCUGGGGGUAGGACCUAGCAAAUUGUUUUUACAAGGCAUAUGGGUGGUGGUUCCACCAUAAAGGUAGAGAACAAAGAAAACUUGCCUCUCACCUUCAGGCCUGUUAUCUGACAUCACGAGAAAUCCGUGUCUUCUGCACCUACACCAAAAACAGUGCUGUCUUAAGUUUAAAGGAAACUUGCUAGGCAAUAUUAUAAGUAGAUGUGAAGGUAGAGGUAUGUUUAGCUAAGUAAGGGAAAUAGUGUUUGGAAUGCUACUACUUGGUUGCUGUGGGGAGUCACUAGGAAUGGAUUUCUUAGUCUGAAGAAGGAAGAAGGAUAAGCACUACUACCACCCCUGAUUCUAGUCAGGACAGUGACAAUUUAACAUCCAAGCACCCUGACAAAUCACUAAAGUAACACAAGACUAAUAUGAACAUCUCUAUGACUCAGGUUGCUAAGCUCUGCUCUCGUUUCCACCUCAAAGGAGACUUUUUAAGAAUUGUUAAUGCUGUGUUAAUAAUGCAAGUCAGAUGUGUUGGUAAAAAGGAAAAAAAUGAAAAUAUAGUUUAAAAGAUAAAAAUUACCUAUAAUACCACCAUCCAGGGAGAACUGUUAUUUAGGUCUAUAGCCUCCUAGACUCGCUUUUAUAGAUUUUUUAAAAUGGGAUCAAUUUGUGCAUACUGUUUUGUAACUUUUUCACUUGAUAAUACCAUGACUAUUCUUUCAUGCCAAAUGUGUUCCUACAUCUUUUUAGUGGCUGCAUGGUAUUCCAUCAUAUGUGCCACAUUUUAUUAAACUACUGUUGAUUUUUAGGUUGUUUGUAAUU